UCAGUUGGAGCGAAGCAGGCAGGCCGCGCGCACGAGCUCUUGCGACAGCGCUGCACUGCGGCGCGCCAGUGAACCACUCAGUCCUCGCGAGCGCGCGUCGCUUCGAAGCCACCGCCGUUCGAAACGCGGUCGCACGUCGCAGGGAGAGCUUUCACUAACACUGGUCGAGUUUUGUUGCGUGAAGUAGUCCGGAGGAAGCGGGCCGAUGUCUUCCAACGCGAAGAUAAUGUCCGAACAGCGGGACUACGGCAACGGAAGUUCUGCCGUGAGCAUGGAGAUCGGUCACAGCCAUCAGGACCUGGUGUCGGGCGGCGGCCGGCGGCGCUGGAAGGUGGUGCUGGCGGCGGCGGGGGCGGCGGCGGCGGUGGUGCUGGUGGUGGUGCUGGCGAUAGUGCUGACGCGCGGCGAGGCCUCCCCUGCCCCCGCGCCCGCCCCGCAGGAGGCGGGAGGACCCUCCCUCGAGGACAUCCUGCAGCGCCGCUUCGCCCCGCGCUCCUUCAACGGCUCCUGGCUGUCGGGCAGUGAGUUCCUGUACAGAGACGCCGACGGCGGGGUGGUCGUGUUCAGCACGGAGACGCGAGCCAGCCAGCCCCUGCUGACGGACAGCAAACUGAUUCCUUCAGAUGCCAUCGCCUUCGUGCCGUCGGCCGACAGAAGUUACGUGGCGGCCUCACACACCUACAUCAAGGUGUUCCGGCACACUUUUCUGGCUCAUUAUGAAAUAAUUAAUCUCGAAACCAAGUCUAGCAUGUCGCUGGUGACGUCGGACACGGCGACGCCGGACCGCGCCACGCACCAGCUGCUGGAGUGGGCGCCCCGUGGCAUGGCCUUCGCCUACGUGCACCGCAACAACAUCUUCUACCGGCCGUCGGCGGCCAACAGCUCCGAGUACCAGCUCACCACGUCGGGCCAGCCGGGCGUCGUCUACAACGGCAUCCCCGACUGGGUCUACGAAGAGGAAGUGUUGUCUUCCAACAAGGCUCUGUGGUUCUCGCCGGACGGCCAAUACCUCGCCUACGCCACCUUCAAUGACAGCGCCACCCGGGUCAUGACCAUCCCCUACUAUGGUCUGCCGGGAACCUUGCUGUACCAGUACCCUCGUACCGUGCCUUUGCGGUACCCCAAACCAGGCACGCCGAACCCCACGGUGGAGCUGAGGGUGGCUCGCCUGGACACGGCAGGGGGGAUCACCACGGUGACCCUCCCCCCGCCGGAGGAUCUGGCGGGUCAGGAGCCCAUCCUCACCGCCGUCACCUGGGUCAACGACACCGAGCUAGCCGCCGUGUGGAUGAACCGCGUGCAGAACUCGGCCCGGAUCAUCACCUGCACCGUGGCGGAGGCCACCUGCUCUCAGUUAUACUCGCUGCACGAGAGUGAUGGCUGGGUGGAUCUGUUCGUGCCACCCAUCUUCUCGAGCGAUGGCCAGAGGUUUGUCAUCAUCAUGCCUUGGGAUCAAGGCAACGGAAUCGGUCGGUACCGCCACAUCAUCCAGGUCAACGCCAAGACGUUCAUUGCCGAGCCGCUCACCCGGGGGCAGUUCGUGGUCACCGAGAUCCUGCAGUGGGACAAGUCCCAAGACAUCAUAUACUUCCUAGCGACGGAGGCCGGCGACCCCACCAAGCUGCACCUGUACAGCGUGCCGGGUAGCACCGACCUGGCGCCUCAAACCCCCACCUGCCUCUCCUGCGGCGCCAACAGCAGCGACGGCCAGCCCUGCAACUACAACUCUGCCGACUUCAGUCCCGACGGCUCCAGCUACGUGAUGUCGUGCCUCGGGCCUGGCGUGCCCCGCGUCGCCAUCUUCGACAAGACGCACCGCGAGGUGGCCGAGUGGGAGAGCAACUCGGAGACGCGCGAGCUGCUCAAGGAGGUGGUGCUGCCCGACAUGAGGACCCUGGACGUGCAGGUGGAGGGCGGCUUCACGGCCAAGGUGCAGCUGUGGCUGCCCCCGGGCCUGGACACCAGCGGCCGCUCCAAGUACCCGCUGCUCGUCACAGUGUAUGGUGGGCCCGAUUCGUUCCAGGUGACCCAGCGCUUCCAGGUGGACUGGAACACCUACCUGACCACCAACAAGGGAAUCAUCUACGCCGCCAUCGACGGACGUGGCUCUGGCCUCAAGGGCAAUGACAUAAUGUUUGCCCUCUACCGCAAGCUGGGCUCCGUCGAAAUUCGCGACCAGCUCAACGUCACCAGGCACCUGCAGCAGACUCUGCCCUACGUGGAUGCCUCGCGCUCUGCGCUGUGGGGCUGGAGCUACGGCGGCUACAGCACCGCCAUGGCUCUCGCCACGGACUUGGAGGGCGUCUUCAAGUGCGGCAUGUCCGUGGCUCCCGUCUCCGACUGGUUAUACUAUGACUCGAUCUACACGGAGCGCUUCAUGGGGCUGCCGACGGUGAGCGACAACCUGGCAGGCUACCAGAACUCGUCGCUGCUGAACAAGGUAGCCAACCUGCGGAACAAGAAGUUUCUGCUGGUCCACGGCACGCUGGACGACAACGUGCACUACCAGCAGUCCAUGAUGCUGGCGCGUGCUCUUGAGCUGUCCGACAUCCCCUUCAGCCAGCAGACCUACCCCGACGAGGACCACGGCCUGGCGGGAGUGAGGCCUCACCUGUACCACACGCUGGGUGCCUUCCUCGACGAGUGCUUCGAGUGAGCGUCGCAGCGAGCCCUGUACUCACACACACACCGCAGAGUGGUCGCCAGCGCGACAGCACAGCCAGUGGAGUCUAGAGGACGUGUAGCCGCAGCUAAAACAAUUGUGAUAUCUUCAACUGACAUGUCUCCAACAUCCAGUACUUCCAAUGUUUUCAGAUCUCAUGCGAGGUUGCUUUACGAAUACUACGUUUCUGAAUCAAGCAGGUAUUUUUACGUGUGUUUCAGUGUAUUGUUUUUUUUAUUUGUUUUCAUCAUUAAAACCAUUGUUCACUUACAAA
Molecule: messenger RNA, 2936 nt
Organism: Bacillus rossius redtenbacheri
Lineage: Eukaryota; Metazoa; Arthropoda; Insecta; Phasmatodea; Bacillidae
Gene: ome
Product: venom dipeptidyl peptidase 4
Exons: 15
Coding region: 206-2656 (816 amino acids)
Biological process (GO): proteolysis
Cellular component (GO): plasma membrane
Molecular function (GO): dipeptidyl-peptidase activity; serine-type peptidase activity
Source: RefSeq, a predicted model, not a curated record